AUUUAUUGUAAAGGACAGACAUACAACCUACUCCACUGCCCAAAGAAGCCUUAUAGUGAUGCAAAUACUCCUUAGAGCAAAAUUCGACGAUACAGAUAAGGUAGGAAUUAGAAGGUUAUUAAAUGAUUACACCUACUUGUCGUGUUUCCCACUACACGAAGGACGUUGGGAUAAAGAGGAAGACAAUGGGACAAUACUCGACAGAAGGAUGCUGUAUUUGGAAUGGGCGAGACCGGCAAAAUGGUACAAGAAGCAACCCCUGAGCAUGGUCAGAAGAUAUUUUGGAGACAAGAUCGCCCUGUAUUUCUGUUGGCUUGGAUUUUAUACGAAAAUGUUAUAUGCGCCAGCUAUUGUUGGAACUCUCUGCUUUCUGUAUGGGUUGUGCACCAUGGAUGGUAAAGACAAUAUACCAAGUAAAGAAAUCUGUGAUCCGAAUGGACCAGGGAACAUAACGUUGUGUCCACAGUGCGACAAGGUCUGCACUUAUCAAAAACUGAUAGACAGUUGUAAAUUCGCAAGACUGACAUAUUUAUUCGACAAUCCUGCAACAGUGUUCUUUGCUAUUUUUAUGAGCCUAUGGGCAACCCUUUUCUUGGAGCUAUGGAGGAGAAAACAGAGCGUGAUUCAAUGGGAGUGGGACUUGGCAGGAGCUGAUACUGACGAAGAACCUCGUCCUGAAUUUGAAACCAGCGUGAAACAUUUUCGGACGAAUCCUGUUACAAAAGAUAAGGAACCAUAUUUACCCCUCUGGUCUAAGGCAUGGAGAUUUUUUGUUACAGGAAGUGCAGUAUUUUUAAUGUUGAUUACAGUAAUGUGUGCAGUUCUGGGCACCAUUAUAUACAGACUGUCACUCGUGUCUGUGAUAUAUGGGGGUGGCGGUUUCUUCCAGAAACAUGCCAAAAUAUUUACGUCUAUCACCGCUGCCGUUAUCAACUUGAUUAUCAUCAUGUUUUUAACUAGAUUUUACCAUAAAUUAGCGAUUUAUUUAACCAAUUUAGAGAAUCCAAGAACGCAGACUGAAUAUGAAGACUCAUACACAUUUAAAAUUUUCCUUUUUGAAUUCCUCAACUUCUACUCUUCUUUGAUCUACAUUGCUUUCUUUAAAGGUCGUUUCUUUGACUAUCCAGGGGACACAAUAAGUCGUUCGUCAGAAUUUUUAAGGGUCAAAGGCGACGUGUGUGACCCAGCCGGAUGUCUCAGUGAACUUUGUAUUCAGCUCGCUAUUAUUAUGAUUGGAAAGCAAAUGUUCAACAAUUUUUUAGAACUAUUUAACCCAAAAUUUUAUAACUGGUGGCGACAAAGGACUCACAGGAAUCAAACCAAAGAUCGGUCUAGGAAGCACACCAGGUGGGAGGAAGAUUAUCACCUGCAAGAUCCUGGACGUUUAGCUUUGUUUGAUGAAUAUUUAGAAAUGAUAAUACAAUAUGGUUUUGUAACACUCUUCGUCGCUGCAUUUCCCUUGGCUCCACUUUUUGCAUUACUAAACAAUAUUGCGGAAAUUCGAUUGGAUGCUUACAAAAUGGUAACGCAAGCAAGAAGACCCCUUGCAGAAAGGGUGGACGAUCUUGGCGCAUGGUAUGGCAUCUUAAGGGUGAUAACUUACGCUGCCAUCGUUUCAAAUGCCUUUGUCAUAUCAUACACCAGUGAGUUUAUACCACGAAUGGUAUACAAAUAUAAAUAUUCUAAUAAUACGGAUCUAGUUGGUUAUAUUGACUCGUCAUUGUCGGUAUUCAAAACUUCAGAUUAUGGACAAGGCAUGGGAGCUGAUUGGGAUGAAAAUAAUGUGCCCCCAGACACUUGUCAAUAUAGAGGGUACCGAAAUGGGCCUGGAGAACGUGACCCAUACGGAUUGAGUCCACAAUAUUGGCAUGUCUUUGCUGCCAGAUUGGCCUUUGUAGUUAUUUUUGAGCAUAUAGUUUUUGCACUAACAGGGAUAAUGCAAUACGUUAUACCAGGAAUACCAUCAGAAUUAAAAACUCAAAUACAAAGGGAAAGGCUGCUAGCUAAAGAAGCCAAAUUUGAACAUGGGUUAAAGAAAGAUUACGAAUCGGAUAUUUUAAGUGCCAUCAAAGAUACCGGUGAAACCAAAAAUGAUAAAAACUUAA
This is a messenger RNA of Agrilus planipennis (emerald ash borer), 2105 nucleotides long. Its product is annotated as anoctamin-4-like. The record is from RefSeq and is a predicted model, not a curated record. Gene Ontology annotation, biological process: chloride transmembrane transport. Gene Ontology annotation, cellular component: plasma membrane. Gene Ontology annotation, molecular function: chloride channel activity; protein dimerization activity. NCBI's taxonomy places the organism in Eukaryota, Metazoa, Arthropoda, Insecta, Coleoptera, Buprestidae.